AGCGGGGAAGAAGUGUUGCUCAUUUUAGAGCAGUUGCUCGUCCAAAGUAAACUGGAGCGUGAAGAAGGAAGGGGGCAGGAUGACUAGACCUCUGCGGCGGCCAGCUCUGCUGGGACAGCUCCUCCUGCUGUGGCUGCUGCUCCCGCCGCCUGUGCCCAGAGGCGAGGCUAGGAGGUCCAGGGCCUUGCUGCCCUGUCCCGCAGCCUGCGAGCCCACGCGCUGCCCCCCGCUGCCCACCUGGUCGGCGGGGUCGACGCCGGCGCUCGAUCGCUGCCGCGUCUGCGCGGCUGCCGAGGGCGAGGCCUGCGGCGGGGCGCUGGGCGGGUGGUGCGCCCCGGGGCUGCAGUGUCGCGCGCCGCUCAGCGCCCCGCGCCUCGGCGGCGCCUGGGUCGGCACGUGCGGCUGCCCCGCGGCGCGGGCGGCGGUGUGCGGCCGCGACGGGCGCACCUAUCCCAGCCUGUGCGUCGCGCGCCUCCGAGGCGCGCUCCCGGCCGUGCCGGUGCUGAAGGGCGGCUGCUCGGGUGGAGGGACCAGGAGUGUAGGCCGGCUCCGGAGCGAGAACAACUUCAUCGCGGAGUUGGUGGAGAAGGUGGCGCCAUCUGUGGUUCACUUGCAGCUGUUCCGCAGGUCACCUCUUAGCAACAAGGAUAUUCCUGCAUCCAGUGGCUCUGGGUUCAUAGUGUCUGAGGAUGGGCUCAUUGUUACCAAUGCCCAUGUCCUCACCAACCAGCAGCGGAUCCAGGUGGAGCUCCAGAGUGGCGUCCAGUAUGAAGCCACUGUCCAGGACAUUGACCAUAAAUUGGACCUUGCACUGAUUAAGAUCGAGCCAAAUACUGACCUUCCUGUAUUGCUGCUGGGAAGGUCCUCUGACCUGCGGGCUGGAGAGUUCGUGGUGGCCUUGGGCAGCCCGUUUUCUCUGUAGAACACAGUGACUGCAGGGAUUGUCAGCACUACACAGCGAGGGGGCAGAGUGCUGGGGCUGAAGAAUUGAGACAUGAACUAUAUCCAGACGGAUGCCAUAAUUAAUCACGGCAACUCUGGGGGCCCUCUGGUGAACUUGGAUGGUGACGUGAUUGGCAUAAAUACAUUGAAGGUGACCGCGGGAAUCUCCUUUGCAAUUCCCUCAGAUCGAAUUCGACAGUUCUUGGCAGAAUUCCAUGAGCGCCAGUUGAAAGGAAAGGCUCUUUCACAGAAGAAGUAUAUCGGUCUGCGAAUGCUGCCUCUCACUAUGAACCUUCUUCAAGAGAUGAAAAGGCAAGAUCCAGAUUUCCCUGAUGUGAGUUCUGGGGUCUUUGUGUAUGAGGUGAUUCAAGGAACAGUUGCUGAAAGCUCUGGGUUGAGAGACCACGAUGUAAUUGUCAGCAUAAAUGGGCAACCUGUUACCACCACAACUGAUGUUAUUGAAGCUGUUAAGGACAAUGAUUCCCUUUCCAUCAUGGUUCGUCGAGGAAGUCAAACUUUGAUCCUGACAGUCACACCUGAAAUAAUUAAGUAUCCAGCUUUAAAGAGAAAUCAUCUAACAAAACCAAAGCUAUAUUACCUGGUUUGUACUGAAGAUGUGCCAAAGUUAUCAAGUUUUAGGGUCUCUUUCCUGAGAAAAAUGAAUGCUUUAAAACAUACAGAUACACACACACACACACACACACACACACACUUAGGGACCAUUAGAUUGGGGUACUCUACUACUGCUAAGAAGCCUUACUAAAGCAAGUGAAGGACAUGGUGCCAGGAAGUCUGGGAAGCUGAUAACAUUUUAUUUCAACACAGGAAACAACUGAAAAACAAGCACAGUUUCUAAUUUAAUCUAGACAGAAGGACACUUGUGGAUUUUAAAACUUCUCUAUAGCCACAAACUGGAUUUAACACAAACGUGUGUACAUACACACACACACACACACACACACACACACACACACACACACGAAUAAACCUACCAAAUAUGAAGAAACAACCUGAAUCCAAAGUGCAAAGGAAAUCCAAUUUUUCAUUAACACUGCCUUUCUCAAUCAGUUUUUGAGGUUAUACCACAUUUGGCCAGGGUUGGUAGAUGCGGAGGAUGAGCAUGGUUUGUAAGUCAAAUUCAAACUGACAACUGCAGAUUGUCACGGAGAAAUACUAGAUUCUCAUGAUCACCCUGGCAGUGGUCUCCAAAAGCUUUCUGACUGGGAGGUUUCUUUUAUAGGACAGAUCCUUCAGUAACUUACAGAAUUGACCUUCUUACCCAUGCUCAUCCUCCUGCCAACAUUAGUGAUUUUGAGUCUGAAAGCUGCCAAAGUGUUGGUAUUUUUAAAGAAAAUGCUUUUGAUGGGGUUUGUGAAUAUCCUGAAGGAGAUUUUUUUUGGCAAGUAUGAGAUGAGGCAGGAUUUGUGGCUUAGAGUAGUAUCUUAUUUUCUUCGCUAAGAUUUUAAUUUGUUUUCCAGAUUUUUCUUACAAGUUAGGAUUUUUUUUUUUUUUUAAAUAUGGCAUCUCCUUAAAUUCUAUGCAAAACUUUAUGUGCAUUUUUUCCUGGGGAGGGGGUCCGGUUUCUUUACGACCUCCAACAAUUUAAAAAAUACUAUAUACUUAUAGUACAGACAUUAUGAGUAAGAAUCUACCAAUUAUUACUGUUACAAACAAGGUUAAGUUCAAUGUGGUACAGAAUUUUCAAGACAGAAUAAUCUGUUUUAAUUUUUACACAUUCACCAGCCAUUUAAUAAUAUAAGAACAGUAAUCAUAAUAAUCAGGGAUAAUAAAGCUGAAACUUUUAGAAAAGCUGCUUCAUAAUGAUAGAGCAUAUCCAGUGUUAAUUUAACUGUGAUUCUUGGUUCUUUAGGUCAACUAUUAGGAGACUAACAUUUGAGUAGUUCUACCUUGAUUGUUUCUAGAAUUUAUCCCGAAUAUCGGGCUCUUAGUUCGACUUGUCUGUAAAGUCCUCCUUUUACUUAAAUUACAAAGGA
Callorhinus ursinus (northern fur seal) is the source of this 2936-nucleotide messenger RNA. NCBI's taxonomy places the organism in Eukaryota, Metazoa, Chordata, Mammalia, Carnivora, Otariidae. The record is from RefSeq and is a predicted model, not a curated record.